AUGAACGGUGGAGGAAAGGUGGUUUGCGUCACCGGAGCUUCCGGUUACAUAGCUUCUUGGAUAGUCAAGCUUUUGCUCCUCCGUGGCUACACCGUCAGGGCCACCGUUCGAUACCCUAGGGAUAUAAAGAAAACAAAGCAUCUUUUUACACUCGAAGGUGCAGAUGAAAGACUAAAGUUGUUCAAAGCAGAUCUUUUGGAAGAAGGUUCUUUCCAACAAGCUAUAGAUGGAUGCGAUGGUGUCUUCCAUACUGCUUCUCCGGUUUCACUCACCGCUACAAUUCCUCAGGCUGAGCUAAUCGAGCCGGCGGUUAAAGGUACUAUGAACGUUUUGGAAACGUGUGCGAAAUUUUCUUCUGUGAAGAGAGUUAUCGUAACAUCUUCCACCGCCACAAUUCUUGGUUGUAAACCACCGUUUACACCAAAUGACGUGGUGGACGAAACCUUCUUCACUGAUCCAAAUUUCUGCUUGGAGAUGAAGCAAUGGUAUGCGUUGUCGAAGACUUUGGCUGAGGAUGCAGCAGUGCGAUUUUCGAAAGAAAAUGGGAUCGAUUUGAUCGUAAUGAAUCCAGGAAAUGUGAUUGGACCACUUUUGCAGCCAACUCUUAAUUACUCCGUUGGAGUGAUUGUGGAUCUGAUAAACGGUAAAACACCUGCCAAUAGUUUUUACUACAGGUUCAUGGACGUGAGAGAUGUUUCACUAGCUCAUAUCAAAGCGUUCGAGAUCCCUUCUGCUAACGGCAGAUAUAUAAAUGUUGAUCCAACUACAACAAUGAAAGACAUUAAGAAGCUUUUGCAUGUGCUCUUUCCUGAUUUGAAUGGAGAGAGUGAGAUGAAUGGAAUGGCAUACAAAGUGUGUGUGGAUAAAAUGAAGAGUGAAUUGGGAAUCAAGUUCACUCCUAUAGAAGCAACCCUCAGAGACACUAUUGCUAGUCUCAAAAAGAAGUGUCUUCUUAUAUGA
Arabis nemorensis is the source of this 960-nucleotide messenger RNA. The record is from the annotation of a GenBank genome assembly. Lineage: Eukaryota; Viridiplantae; Streptophyta; Magnoliopsida; Brassicales; Brassicaceae.